AUGAAUAAAUCACAACAAAUUCAACCACCAUUUCAAAAUAAAUAUAAUUUAAGAUCAGUAUCAUCACAAGAUUCAAAAUCAUGUUUAAUAUGUUAUAAACCAACAACUGAAGUUUUAAUAACUGAUAAUCAUUUAGAUUUUUUUUAUAUUUGUAAACUGCAUUUAUAUGAUGAAAGUUUUGCAAAACCAAUUGAAUCAAAGGAAUAUGAAGAAUUGAAAAACGAAAUAACUAAAUUAGAAAUACAAUUGAAAGAGGUGGGGAAAAAAGUUGAAGAGACUAAACCUUAUUUAUGGGGAAUUAAUUGGUCAAAAGAUAAAAAGAAGAAAGAAGAAGAUAAAGAUAAAGAUAAAGAGGAUGAUAAGAGUAAGAAUAAUAAUCAUGAAUCAUAUAAAUCGAAAUUAAAAGAAAUUGAAAACAAUCUAACUACAAAAAAUGAAGAAUUAAAAAAUUUUAAAUUUAAAUCUUACAAUCUAAGUUCAACAAUCUACAAAAAUAGAUUAAUGUUAAAUCAAAAAAAGAAAUAUAAUAAAGAAAGAAUUGAAAAAAUUCAAAAAGAUGGUUUUUUUCCAACAGUUCCAACUCAUGAAAUAAGUAAAUAA
This is a messenger RNA of Lodderomyces pseudojiufengensis, 600 nucleotides long. RefSeq lists its product as uncharacterized. The transcript has a single exon. Gene Ontology annotation, cellular component: endosome. Gene Ontology annotation, biological process: vacuolar transport. NCBI's taxonomy places the organism in Eukaryota, Fungi, Ascomycota, Pichiomycetes, Serinales, Debaryomycetaceae. The record is from RefSeq and is a predicted model, not a curated record. The coding region runs from base 1 to 600 and encodes 199 amino acids.